Messenger RNA from Saccoglossus kowalevskii, 4868 nucleotides. RefSeq lists its product as uncharacterized. Gene Ontology annotation, cellular component: protein-containing complex; plasma membrane. Lineage: Eukaryota; Metazoa; Hemichordata; Enteropneusta; Harrimaniidae. Gene Ontology annotation, molecular function: calcium ion binding. The record is from RefSeq and is a predicted model, not a curated record. Gene Ontology annotation, biological process: establishment or maintenance of epithelial cell apical/basal polarity; heterophilic cell-cell adhesion.
UGCAAGAUCCAUGUGCCAACAGUUUCUGUCAGAAUGGUGGAACAUGUGUUCCUGUUCUUGGUUCUUGUAGAGAUUGGAGCUGUGCUUGUGCUGAAUGCUAUACUGGAACAUACUGUACCCAACAAAUAAAUCCAUGCCAGAAUUCCCAGUGUCAGAAUGGUGGUUUCUGUGUUCCUGUGGCAGGAUCCUGUACUGACUAUACCUGUACAUGUACUGGAUGUUAUACUGGGCAAUAUUGUACAACAUUAUUGAAUGCAUGUGACAACCAUCAAUGUCAGAAUGGAGGUACUUGUGUUGCUAUCUCAGGAUCCUGCGAGUUAUAUCAGUGUACAUGUCCUACUUGCUAUCUUGGACAGUAUUGUGAGACAUUACAAAAUCCAUGUGCUAAUAGCUAUUGUCAGAAUGGUGGAACAUGUGUUGCUGUUCUUGGUUCUUGUACAGAUUUUACUUGUACUUGUCCUUCAUGCUAUACUGACCAAUACUGUACAACCUUCAUUGAUGCCUGUCAGAAUAACCAGUGUCAGAAUGGUGGUGUGUGUACUGCUGUUCAAGGUUCCUGCACUGAUUACACUUGCCAAUGUAGUUCAUGUUACAUUGGACAAUACUGUAGUACCUUGUUAAACCCCUGUAGCAAUCAUCUUUGUCAGAAUGGUGGUGUAUGUGUACCCUUGCCAGGAUCAUGUACAGACUACCAAUGUCAGUGUGCAACAUGUUACAGUGGUCAAUACUGUACAGAAUUUUCUAACCCAUGCCAACCUAAUCAAUGUCAGAAUGGUGGUGUUUGCACAGCAUCUCCUGGUUCAUGUGUAUCCUUCACAUGUGAUUGCCCUGGUUGUUACACUGGAUUCAAUUGUGAAACAUUGUUGGAUCCUUGUCAGACUGCUUUCUGUCAGAAUAAUGGUAUAUGCAUUGCCCAGCCAGGGUCAUGUACUGAUUACAGUUGUAGCUGUGUUGGCUGUUAUACUGGACAGUACUGUACAACAUUGAUAAACCCUUGUUCAGUUGAUGCUUGUCAGAAUGGAGGAGCUUGUGUACCUGUACCAGGAUCAUGUACUGAUUAUACUUGCCAAUGUCCAACCUGCUAUAGUGGUACCUACUGUGAACAAUUCACUGAUGCUUGUCAAAAUAAUCCAUGCCAGAAUGGUGGUUUCUGCCAAGCAGUUUCCGGAACUUGUUCACAAUAUUCCUGCCAAUGUACUGGAUGUUACACUGGACCAACCUGUUCUACUUUGUUGGAUCCAUGUGCUAACAGCUUUUGUCAAAAUGGUGGACAAUGUGUACCUACCCAAGGUUCCUGUACUGAUUGGACAUGUGUAUGUGCUGCAUGUUACACCGGUCAAUACUGCUUUGAACGUAUUAACCCAUGUGCCAAUUCAGCGUGUCAGAAUGGUGGUUUCUGUAUUGCAGAUCAAGAAUCUUGUACCCAGUAUACAUGUCAGUGUACUGGUUGUUACACUGGCACUUACUGCACGCAACUGAUAAAUCCAUGUGACAACAAUCCUUGCCAAAAUGGUGGUCAGUGUCAGGCUAGUCCUUCAGACUGUUCUGCCUAUUCAUGUGUUUGUAACAGAUGUUAUACUGGUCCAACUUGUUCUGUUGAGAUGAAUCCUUGUCAAACAAAUCCUUGUAUGAAUGGUGGUGUAUGCAUAGUUGAUCCGUCAGAUGCAGCAUGCUCCAGAUACAUUUGCAGAUGUGCCGGGUGUUAUACAGGAACUGUUUGUGAAACUCGUACGAAUACACAAUGUGAUGUAAACCCUUGUCAGAAUAAUGGAGUAUGUCAACCCCUUGCUGGCUCCUGUCAAGGGUAUAGCUGCAUUUGUGUUAGUUGCUACACUGGUCCUACAUGUUCUCUACUUGUACCUCGUCAGUGUGAAACUAAUCCUUGUAUGAAUGGUGGAAUGUGUACACCAAGUUCCAACUCGUGCUCAGAUUAUACCUGUGCCUGUGUUGGCUGCUUCACUGGACAGAACUGUAAUCAGCCCAUUCAAGAUCCAUGCACACAAAAUCCAUGCAAUGUUGGUAGUUGUUCUAUAGUUCAAGGUUCAUGUACAGCCUUUGAAUGCACCUGUCCUGAAUGUUAUACUGGAGAAAAUUGUCAAAAUUUUGUUCAGAAUCAGUGCCAGGCAAAUUCAUGUAGUAAUGGAGGUAUAUGCAUUGCAACACCUGGAUCAUGUUCUAGUUUCUCCUGCCAGUGUACUGGGUGUUAUUCUGGACAAUUCUGUGAAAUUCGUGCAAGUACAGCAUGUUCUUCUAACAAUCCCUGCCAAAAUGGCGGCACAUGUGAACCCAUGGAAGACUGUAAUGCUUAUCAAUGCAACUGUCCUUCUUGUUAUGUUGGACCGCAUUGUGAAUAUGUUGCCAACACAGUGUGUACUGUAACAAGUACUUAUCAAAACCCAUGCUUGAAUGGUGGUUAUUGUAUACCAGACUUCACUUCAUGUUCAGCUUAUACUUGUCACUGUGUAGGAUGUUUUACUGGUAAUAACUGUGAAACAUAUUCCCAAAACCAGUGUCUGAAUAACCCUUGUCAGAAUGGUGGUACAUGUGUGCCUGAGACUGGUCAUUGCUCUGCCUAUAAUUGCAUGUGUACAACUUGCUACACUGGACCACAAUGUCAAUUCUUUCUUCAAGGCCAGUGUACUAUUAAUCCAUGUCAGAAUGGAGGUGUUUGCCAAGAAGCUCAAAAUUCAUGUACUGAUUUUAUGUGCCAGUGUUCAGGAUGUUGGACUGGACAGCGAUGUGAAACAUAUUCAAAUACUCAGUGUGACAUAAAUCCAUGUCAGAAUGGUGGUGCUUGUGUUGCAGUACAAGGAUCAUGCCAAGCUUAUAUAUGUGAAUGUCUUUCAUGCUUUGUUGGACCUAACUGUCAAUUCCAGAUUCAAAGUCAGUGUAAUCCUAAUCCUUGUCUCAAUGGUGGAGCAUGUGUUGUUACUCCCAAUUCAUGUUCAUCAUAUACCUGUACUUGUAGUGGUUGUUUCACUGGUAGCCACUGUGAAAUACCAACAAGUUCAGCAUGUUCAACUAACCCAUGUCAGAAUGGAGGGACUUGUACUGCAGUUGCAGGAAACUGUGAAGCUUAUACUUGUACAUGUCAAUCAUGCUAUCAUGGUGGUCAGUGCCAGUUCUUUGUUGCUAAUCAGUGUAAUCCAAACCUGUGUCAAAAUGGUGGAGUGUGCGUUGCAAUCCCUGGUUCUUGUUCAUUAUUUCAAUGUCAGUGUAGUGGUUGUUACUCAGGCCAGUAUUGUGAAAGCAGUACCCAACACAUGUGUGAUAUCAGUAAUCCGUGUAUGAAUGGUGGUACCUGUAUGCCAGAUCAAUCACAUUGCCAGAGUUAUACAUGUGCUUGUCCGUCAUGCUACUCUGGUUACAACUGUAAUUACUUAUUACAAUCACAAUGCAAUACACAACCAUGUCAGAAUGGUGGCAUCUGUACUCCAACUGUUGGAUCAUGCACAGAUUUCACUUGUGAGUGUGAUGGAUGUUAUAUUGGCCAAUACUGUCAAACAUUGAGUGUAUCCGCAUGUUCUCCUAACCCAUGUAUGAAUGGUGGUACUUGUAAUCGAAUUGGAAGUUCCUGUACUGAGUAUGCUUGCAGCUGUACAUCUUGCUAUCAGGGUAGCAAUUGUCAAAUACCUAUUGCAAAUCCCUGUGCUAAUUCACCCUGUCAAAAUGGUGGCCAGUGCACACAAGUACCAGGAUCCUGUACCGAUUACACAUGCACAUGUUUGUCAUCAUGCUACUCUGGAUUCAACUGUGAAAUAGCUCUUUCAAAUCCAUGUGACAAUUCUCCAUGUUUAAAUGGUGGUGUAUGCAAUGUUAACACAGACUGUUUAUCCUUUACCUGUUCAUGUCAAUCUGGUUACACUGGAAAUUUCUGUCAGAACAUUGUCCAAGAAAAUCGAUGUGCUCCCAAUCCUUGUCAGAAUGGUGGUACAUGCUUUGACUAUGGUACUGGUUAUUACUGUCAGUGCCCAAAUUGCUAUACUGGAACUUACUGUCAAACAGCUUUGGCCAGCCCAUGUCAAGUUAAUCCAUGUUUGAAUAAUGGAUUGUGUACAGUUUUAACUGGAUGCAUCUCAUAUAGCUGCACAUGUCAAUCUGGAUAUACCGGCAAUAAUUGUCAGAUAUCAAUAACAUCAAAUCCAUGUGACAAUUUCCCAUGUCAGAAUGGUGGAACAUGCUAUAACUUGGGAUCAGGUUCAUACAGCUGUCAAUGUGCAAGUGGAUGGACUGGUAAUCAGUGUCAAACAUUUGUAACUACCAAUGCAUGUGACAAUUUCCCAUGUCAGAAUGGUGGAACAUGCUAUAACUUGGGAUCGGGUUCAUACAGUUGUCAAUGUGCAAGUGGAUGGACUGGUAAUCAAUGCCAAACAAGUGCAGGAAAUCUUUGUGCUCCCAAUCCUUGUCAGAAUGGUGGUACAUGCAAUGACUAUGGUACUGGUUAUUUCUGUCAGUGCCCAAAUUGCUAUUCUGGAACUUACUGUCAAACAGCUAUGGUCAAUCCAUGUCAAGUCAAUCCAUGUUUAAAUAAUGGAGUUUGUACAGUUUUAGCACAAUGUGCAUCAUACAGCUGCACAUGUCAACCUGGAUUUUCUGGAUACAACUGUCAGACAAUUACUACCAAUGCAUGUGACAAUUUCCCAUGUCAGAAUGGUGGAACAUGCUAUAACUUGGGAUCGGGUUCAUACAGCUGUCAAUGUGCAAGUGGAUGGACUGGUAAUCAGUGUCAAACAUUUGUAACUACCAAUGCAUGUGAUAAUACCCCAUGUCUUAAUGGUGGAACAUGCAUAAACUUGGGAUCGGGCUUAUACAGUUGUCAAUGUGCAAGUGGAUGGACUGGUAAUCAGUGUCAAACAUGUAAGUAUUAA